Molecule: messenger RNA, 2649 nt
Organism: Phragmites australis (common reed)
Lineage: Eukaryota; Viridiplantae; Streptophyta; Magnoliopsida; Poales; Poaceae
Product: ankyrin repeat protein SKIP35-like
Exons: 6
Coding region: 506-2377 (623 amino acids)
Source: RefSeq, a predicted model, not a curated record
ACAGAAAAUGCAGAGCAGGCGAAUCCAGCACCCCUAAAAAAAGCUGAAAGAAAAGGAGAGAGAGCGAGGCUCCGGAGUGGUGUGUGCGACAGAGAGAGGCAGAGAGGGGAGAGAGAGAGCGUAUUUCUUCUUCUUCCUCCUCCCCUCGUCGAAGGAGAGGAGAGAGGGAAGCUCCGGAGUCGCAGGGCCGCGAGCGAGGCAGGCAGUGGCUCCUCCUCCCCCUCCUUUCGAUAUCAGCUCAUCAAUUCGUCUCAUCACACUAUUAUCGUUCCCCACCACUCUUCUUUCUUUCCUAUGCUUCUCCUCUAAUUAAUUGGGAAAAAGACCAAAAAAUAAAUAAAUUCUGCCUUUAUCGAUUUCUGCUGGUUGCGGCGGCGGCGGCGCUGUUGCUUGGAUUUUCUUGGUCGGUUCUUGAUUCGUGCCAGGAGGGAUUCGUCCGUUCGGAUUCUGCCACUCAGUGCUAAAUCCUAUCUGUUGUUCCCUGAGGUUGGAUCAGAGGUAGGAGAUGGAAGUGGAGACGAAGAAAAAUUCGGAGAAGAUUGGAUCCAAGGGCAAGGAGGUUGAGAGCAAGAACCUGAAGCGGGAGGAGCCACUGGGGUCCUCGGAGAUGGACAUGGAUGAACCAGGCGUCGCCGAGAGCGGCGGCAUGGUGGAAGCCAAUAAUGGCUGCUCCAAGGAGCGCCCCUUGCCACCCAAGGAUUCCAAGAACUCAAAGGGUUGUGUGGCCAGGAAGCCGAGAUCGUUGAGCUCGGACUUCGGGGAGGACCUGGAUUUGGAGCUUGGUAAUCAGGACAAGGAGAGUGUCAGGCAGCAGGAGAGGAAGCUCUCAAGGCAAGACCGGGUGGAGCUUAGCCGGUCGUUCCAGCAUGCGGUGAGCUCGCACGAUUGGGAGAGCGCCGAGGGGCUGGUUGGGAUGGCUGAUGCGCAAGGGCUCAACGAUGUGCUCUGUGUGGCAGUGGAUGCUAUUUGGUUCUUGAGCGACAGGGAGGAGCUGCAUGCGGUUGUGGGGUUGAUCAGAAGGAUUGUGUCCGAGGGAGCCAAGGAUUUCACACGUGCUGCGCUCCGGACAUCGUUCCUUGCGUCAUGUGUGUCGGCAUGCAGGGGACGCUCGACUAGCCUAGCCGAUGCUGUGAGCUUCAUGGGUCAAAAAUUGCAUGAGCGGCUUCAAGAAUCGCAAGGUGAUGAAGUAUUGAAGGCAGAAGCAAGUGCAAAGGUGCAUAAGUUUACAGAAUGGGCUCUAAAGUGCAUUGGGCUACAUUCGCGUGUGCGUGAGAAUAAGGGCAGAGGAAACCAGGACACUAUCAUUGAGGUUCAGCUUCAGUUGUCUGCUUUCAAGACAUUUCUGGAUCUUGCUGAUAAUGAGCUUACCGGGAAGGAUUUCACGGAGGCAUUUGAUGCUGCAUGCUUUCCUCUUACACUCUUCUCAACCACCUUCGACCAAGGAUGGACAUCGGGAAUCUCGGCAGCUGCAAUACAAGGUCUUUUAGAGUUGUUGGUAGAGGGUGGCGCAGACAAUGUGAACCAAUGCUUUCUUGAAGCUGCACGCUAUGGGAGCACUGAACUCGUGCGGAUCUUACUUCAGAUUGCUCAAAGGAACAGCUUGGACAUUGAUGUGGAUCUAGCCCUUGGCUUUGCCGCUCACUAUGGGAAGAUCGAAACAAUGGGAUGCUUGGUUGAAGAAGGUAAUGCUGUUGGCUUUCUUGGCCCUUUAAUGAGGGCUGCUGAACGUGGAUGCCUCCAAGUUGUUGAAUGGUUUGUUAACCAUGGGUGUCAAGAAAUGGAGCUUUGCCUAGCUCUCACCGCUGCCACCUCCAGUAGCCAGGUUGCAAUUGCUGCUUAUCUUCUGCCUCUUGUUCCGCAACAUGUUCUUGCCCCCCUCAGCAUUGAAAUUAUCAAGGCAGCUGGUGAGAGGAGCACAGGUUCCCUGCAUGGUGUGGAUUUUCUUCUCCGCUCGAACUUCCUCAAUGACCCAGCUGCCACAUAUGCUGUGGCAGACAGUAUCGCAAGAUCUGCUGAUGAGGCUGUGGAUGCAAAGCUUAGGUCUUUCAUGAAUGAGCAUUGGUCCGAGGCAGCCUUUUCUGCAGGAUUUGCAUCUGCGCAACAGCACUUUGUCAACUUCAUGAGGAUAAUGGAAAGGGGUGAGUCACCAAUCUGCCUAAGGGACCUCCCGCUUGAACUGGUGAUUGGCAUGGCCUACCUGCCACUCUAUAAAGAAUGCAUCAAUUCCAGUGGGCGGCUUUUGCCGCAAAGGCUGAGAGGGCAGCUUGUGGAGGCUGCAAGUAGGCUCGAAGGCCGGCAACUGGAUAGGAGUAGCCAAAGCAGAGAGCUCUUGGCCAUCUUGGAGCAUCACAUCCCGUGUUUCAUGAUACAAACCUGAAGGCAGGCCAGGUUCCUCUCAAACUGCAUCCGUCGCUGCAAGCAAAGCAAGUAACAAAGGGAAUACACCAUCUUCAAUGUAUUCCAGUGCCGAUGCUGUGUUCCUGCUUGGGGUCAUCUUGAGUUGGCUCUCCUGGGGGUGCUCUUCGGAGAGUAUAUAAUUUUGGGAAAUGGUGUGAGUGUCUUGUCAAGGCAUGUGUUGAGUAUUUUAUUGGGAUCAUAAUCUCUUGUGAAAAUGAUAUAAGCCUUGAGCAAGUAUUCCCAAGUUUCCGA